Brienomyrus brachyistius is the source of this 2287-nucleotide messenger RNA. Its product is annotated as regulator of G-protein signaling 7-binding protein A-like. Lineage: Eukaryota; Metazoa; Chordata; Actinopteri; Osteoglossiformes; Mormyridae. Gene Ontology annotation, cellular component: neuron projection; postsynapse; nucleus. The coding region runs from base 432 to 1274 and encodes 280 amino acids. Gene Ontology annotation, biological process: G protein-coupled receptor signaling pathway. The transcript has 8 exons. The record is from RefSeq and is a predicted model, not a curated record.
ACAUUGUCCAGCACAGCCCUCGAAACAGUUGCUCUCAGCUGGUCCAGUUGGCUAUAUUCUCAGAAGAAGACCUUGAAAACAAGAUCGGGACAGUCAGUGGCAUCCGUUAUUAGCUUUUCUUAUCGCAAUCGUCUGACUCGUGGCAUUAGCGAUAUUGUCACUCGAACUGUUAUUCCCACAGCAUCCGUGUCAUGAUCUCACUGUUGGCGACGUUAGAGUAAAAGCUGCCGCGUACGAUUGAGACGCAUCAGCCUAUCCGCAGUGCUUCAUGGAAACUCAUAAAUGUAAGACAUGGCUGCAGCUCGAUCUCACUGAAUGCGCCUCACAUAAGGAGGGAUCGGCCGAGAGCGAACAGGACAUUUCAUCUGUAAUCGGGUUUCUGCUGGAGUGAAGGUGACUCGCUUUUGCAGUGGAAGCUAUGCGGAAAGGAGAUGCGAGCGCUCAUCCGGCACUCCUGCGCGCUGAAGGCUGCCAGCCACAAGACCUGUCUGAACAGUUUUACCGGCCGCCGUUUAUGCAUGAGUUCUGCACCGAAUGGGCGCAAAAACCGCCCCAAAUCCGCCGGGAACAUUUUUCAAAUCGGCAAGGCUCAGUAUCGGGAGUCGGAGCGCCGGGAGAGCACGGAAAGCGCCCGCAAAGCCCAGCGAGUGGUGGAGCACUGCAGGAUGAUUGUCCACGAUUUCAAUACACUUGUGGCCCUUUAUCGAGAGCUGGUCAUCUCCAUCGGGGAACUAACUGUGGACUGUCCGUCUCUGCGCGCAGAAAUGCACAAAACACGAACCAAAGGCUGUGAGAUGGCGAGAAGCGCACACCAAAAUCUCUCUGCAAUUCCGGGCCCUGAGGAUGGAGAAAUCCACCCAGAGAUCUGCAGACUCUUCAUUCAGCUGCAGUGCUGCUUGGAGAUGUACAUCACAGAGAUGCUGAAGUCCGUGUGCUUGCUGGGCUCGCUCCAGAUCCACAGGAAAGGAAAGGAGUCGCACACAACUCCCAGGGUGGACUGCAAGCUGGAUGAGAGCUCCGACAUCCCCAUCCUGGAGGAGACGUCGUCCUCACCGGUGGACUGCCCUCAGUACUGCUGGCUGGUCUCCACAGAUGUCGAAAACACGGAGAGGGACAUGAGGGAGAUGAAGAACCUACUUAGCAAACUCAGGGAAUCCAUGCCUUUGCCGCUGAAGAAUCAAGAUGACAGCAGUCUGCUCAAUCUCACUCCGUACCCCCUGGUCCGACAGAGGAAGAAGCGCUUCUUGGGGCUGUGCUGCCUGGUGUCCAGUUAAGAGUCUCCUCACUAUCUACAGUAGGGAAAAGGAGACAAGAACAUUGUGUGAACAUUACCCAUAAUCCCCGAGCACUUGUGUCCCCCAAAACUAUUACUGCCAUAUCCAAAACAUUUAUGUGUUUGAAAAAGCUGCCCCAUUUUCUAGCUUUAUUUUGUGAUAAAAAAGGAAUUCUUUAAAAAAAAUGAUAAUAGUCACAAACAUAUAUAUUCUAAUUUUGUUUAUGAUGCUUUUUAACAGUUAUUUCCAAAUUUGUAAGUGGAAUUAAACUACUGCUGAUCUGUUAGUAGGGCAACAUAACCAGAUGAAAUAAUAUAGGUUUUUAACUUGAUCCUCCAUAAUAACCACAGAUAUCUUGCUUAAUAGCUAAAAUUAAUUUGAGAGCUUCUGUUAGAAUGGAUCCUCUUCACCAACGGCAAGACUGCGAAGACAUCUGUGUAUAUUACACCUGUCAGAGCCAGACGCAAGGGUCUAGAAGCAAAUUAAAACUACUACCACACUAGCUCCUAUUGGCAGUAUCUAUGUAUUGUCUCACAUAAUUAGACAGCUUGUACGAAAGACCUGCACUAAUUUGUUUUUCUCUUCUAGUCCUGUAACAGUACUUAUAUAUAAUUUAGUCUUCCAUGUACCGAAAAACCUGUACCCCACAUUACUUUUCAACUUCAAUGAUGCUAUACAAUACAUCUACAAAGCCUUUGCACUUAAAAUAUACCAUAGUAUAUAAAUAAAAAACUUCUGCAGAUAUAUGUGCCAUAUUUGUAUACAUAUAUAUGUGUAGAAAUAUAUAUGGCAACACACUCUUUAGCAUUACAUACUUCUUUAUUUUUAUGGUGGCAUAUUUUGGUCAAUAUAACCUGAUGGGCUCCCCAUUCGGCUUAUACAUCCAGACUGAAAAGGCACAGCAUGGUUUUUGCUUAUAAAUUAUAGUGCUAAGUGUUUAGGGCAUGCAGAAGGUAAUGUCAUUUUCAGUUGAAUGAAGUUAUAGACCAUUUUACAUUGUUAAUAAACCUUUU